CUUGUAAAACGAAUGAUGACUGUUAUUGUUUGGAAAAUCAAUUUAUCACUGCCAAAUUCAAUAGACAUGGCCACUUGUUCAGUUUAGUCGAUCGAAUGCUUGAUCGCGAAAUUAUACCAUCUGGGCAAUAUGGAAAUCUAUUCAAGAUUUAUGAGGAUAUUCCGCUAUUCUGGGAUGCCUGGGAUGGGCGUGAUGUCGGCCUUGGAGGAACUGUUAAGAUUAUUGAACAAGGGCCACUUCGUUCUGUUUUGUUAUUGGAGACUAAUCUAAGCGAGACUAGUAAAUUAUAUCAAAAGAUAAUUUUGACUGUUGCAUCUCGAAGACUCGAUUUUGAAACACGAGUUGAUUGGAACGAAAACAGACAAUUCUUGAAAGUAGAAUUUCCGUUUGACAUUUACAGUGAUUUUGCCACAUAUGAGACGCAGUUUGGUUUUAUUCAACGUCCCACGCAUUAUAACACUUCAUGGGAUUCAGCUAAAUUUGAAGUUUGUGGUCAUAAGUUUGCAGAUCUUUCGGAGUACGGAUAUGGUGUUGCUUUAUUAAAUGAUUGCAAAUAUGGUUAUGCUACUCACGGAAAUGUUAUGCGUUUAUCUCUCUUGAGGUCGCCAAAGGCACCAGACUAUUAUUGUGAUAUCGGAGUUCACGAAUUCAAAUAUGCGCUGUUUCCCCAUACCGGUUCCUUCCUGGAGUCGAACGUCGUUCGUGAAGCAUUUCAAUUUAAUGUGCCAUUGCUUGAAUUCGCUCUUUCACAUGGUUCAAAAUCAUAUUUCACAGUUGAUGGUGCACCAAAUGUUAUUCUGGAUACAGUUAAGCGUGCAGAAGAUUCAGAUGAAAUAGUUUUACGAUUAUAUGAGGCUUAUGGUGGACAUGCUACAGCUAAAUUACGAAGUUCAUUUUCGUUUGAAAAACUUUAUGAAACAAACAUUUUAGAAGAUAAACAAAUUAAGAUUGAUUAUCAUUCAACCGAAGGUGCUAUUAUUAAAUUCAAACCAUUCCAAUUUAUCACAUUAAAGGCGACUUUGAGGUGA
Messenger RNA from Dentiscutata erythropus, 1028 nucleotides. The record is from the annotation of a GenBank genome assembly. Lineage: Eukaryota; Fungi; Glomeromycota; Glomeromycetes; Diversisporales; Gigasporaceae.